Messenger RNA from Lactuca saligna, 669 nucleotides. The record is from the annotation of a GenBank genome assembly. NCBI's taxonomy places the organism in Eukaryota, Viridiplantae, Streptophyta, Magnoliopsida, Asterales, Asteraceae.
AUGUGGUUGCUAAGGCUAAGCGGAGUGACUCGCCAAAUACCAUCGUCAAAUUCGCUAAGCAGCUUGGAACACCGCCCCCCGCACUCGUUAGGGGGCUCGCCACUGGAGGCUCGUCACUGUGUUGGCGAGAAGAGAGAGAAGAUGAGAAAUGAAUACGACGAUUGGUCGAUCUUGGGACCCGUAUGCCUCCGUCAGAUCUGCAAAGCCACCGCCGUCACCGGAUUCACUGCCGCCUCCGACUGCUUCGUUUAUGUCGUCUUCGUCUCGGGGUCCUUCUUCGCCUUCAGCAUCUUCUACUGUUGGCCACUUUUUCCCCCGGCGCUGCCAUCUCCGCUAGCAGUGAACCCCCUAGUCCACAUAUGUAUCCCAACAACAAAAGAAACUGAACAAUGCUCUGAUUUCUGCAAACCGAUUUCUGAACUCAUUUGGAGUUGAAGAUCAUUAUUUUGUUGCAUAAUUCUGGAAAAUUUAUGCUAUGCUACUUUUUGUAUGGUUUAUUAUUAAUAAAUGACAUAGAGGAUGUAUAAGUUAUGGUGGUUUGUAAGUUUGUUUAUAAAUCCUUGUUUAUAUCGUAGUUUUAGAAGAGUUAGAUGCAUAAUGUAAGAAUAAACUUGCAUUUUUAUGCAUAAUGUAAGAAUAAACUUGCUAAAUUUGGAUUUUAUAUAGUGU